Messenger RNA from Anopheles stephensi (Asian malaria mosquito), 5191 nucleotides. It is a transcript of the gene Gyg, whose product is annotated as glycogenin-1. The transcript is spliced from 6 exons. Gene Ontology annotation, cellular component: cytoplasm. Gene Ontology annotation, molecular function: glycosyltransferase activity. NCBI's taxonomy places the organism in Eukaryota, Metazoa, Arthropoda, Insecta, Diptera, Culicidae. The coding region runs from base 379 to 2721 and encodes 780 amino acids. The record is from RefSeq and is a predicted model, not a curated record.
AUUCAUUUCGAGGUUGACUGUAUUUAUAGAACUAUGUGAAACACAACCUCUCAGAAAACACCGGUUUCGUGUUUCGCGGAUCAUUUCGAACCAAACGCGGCGCAUCACGGAGUUUCGUGCGUGAUGCUCGAGUGUGUUUAGGGUGUGCAAACUUACCUUCAACAACGAAACGUCCCGGGGAGCAACAUCUUUCAUCUAAACUUUGACGGCCACAACCAUCCUCCGCCCUCGCUUGGCUGGCCUUUUUCUUCCUUUCGUCGAUAUUCUAUCGAUAUCGCGUCCCGUGUAUCGUGUGUGCAUCUUUCUUCUGACCCAGUGAUACGGGCUGCAUCUUUUCGUGUUUGUGCCGGGAAAUCGUUGUAAAGUGCAAACAGCAAAAUGAGUAAGUACGCGUGGGUAACGUUGGCAACCAACGAUUCCUACUCCCUUGGGGCCCUUGUUGUCGCUCAUUCACUCAAGCGCGUUCAUACCGUACAUCAAAUGGCUGUACUCAUCACGCCCGGCGUAUCGGAAGCAAUGAAAACAAAAUUGCGCGCCGUUUUCAAUGUGGUUGAAGAGGUCAAUCUGCUCGACUCGAAGGAUGAAGCGAAUCUCGCCCUUCUCAAACGACCAGAGCUCGGUGUCACGUUCACCAAGCUGCACUGUUGGCGCCUGACUCAGUUCGAAAAGUGUGUCUUUCUCGAUGCUGACACGCUCGUUUUGCGCAACUGCGAUGAGCUGUUUGACCGGGAAGAACUUUCCGCCGCUCCGGACAUCGGCUGGCCGGAUUGUUUCAAUUCGGGCGUGUACGUGUUUAAACCCAACCUGGAAACGUUCGCCAGCUUGCUACAGUACGCGGUGACCAAUGGCAGCUUCGAUGGAGGCGAUCAAGGCUUGCUGAACGCAUACUUCUCCGACUGGGCUCAUAAGGACAUCCAGAAGCACUUGCCCUUCAUCUACAACACGUCGUCCGUGGCAACGUACUCUUACUUGCCUGCAUUUAAACAGUUCGGACAAAAUACCAAAAUUCUUCAUUUCAUCGGUGCGGUCAAACCGUGGCUGCAGAAGUUCAACUCCGAAACACGGAAGGUGUACGUUCCGUCCGAGUACCAGCAUCUGGCCAACUUUCUGCAGUACUGGUGGGACAUCUUUGCGGAAGAUGUGCACUCAAGGCUGAGUCCAGACAUGAGUGGUCUUGCAGGCGCAUUGGCUCAGGUGCAUCUUGGCGAGGCAAAGUCACAGGAGCAAGAAGCUUACGAAGAGCACAUGCGACGCCAAUGUUGGGAAACGGGCAAUAUCGAUUACAUGGGCCGGGAUUCGUUUGACAACAUUUGGAAACGCAUCCAGCAAACGCUCAACACCGGCACCGGUGGAACAGCGGCACCACCGAGUGUGGAGGAAAAAGCGGCGACCCCCGGUGCUGCUUCACAAACGGCAACGGCACAGCGCACCAGUCGCCGUCCAUCUCGGUCGCGGUCGGGCACACCGAAGCGGGAUCCGAAAGACCGGUCGCCGACACCGCAACCGGAAGAGAAGCUAUCUGUCGAUAAAAAGGAAGCGCACGUCGUUCCACCGCCGGCCAUUACGGAGGAGGACGAUCUUGCCAUCCUUCGGGUUUCCUCGAUCGAGAGUAGUAGUAUUAGUAGUACUAGUAGUAGUAGCGGUGCGAUGCGAACCCAAUCAAAGCUGCCACCACCAAUACAGUACGAUCCGACUACCAAUACGACAACAUUGACCAAGAAAGUCUUUGCAGGUUAUCAACAGUUCAUAACGACCAAGAAUCGAGAAGGGAAAUCCCACACGCACAUGAAGCUCGUGUACGAUCCGUCCGUCGAGGACGAUCAAACGCCGGCCGGCGAAGAGGCUGAUCAGCCGGCAGCCAAAGGGACCGAUCAACCGGACACGAUCGUACAGCCCGUUCGGGGAGAUGGUCCUAAGACGGUUGAGCAGGCAAGGGUGGUAGCAGAAACUACCGCGCAACAAGCACGCACUGAAAUUCCUGCGCGACCACCGGUGGAAAAACCAACGACGCAAAGUUCUAGCACCAGCGCUUAUGCCAAACCCGCACCCACUACGCAGACCACAAAGCCUACAGUAGCAGCUGCUACUGCUACUCCCCAACCACAACAGCAACAGCAACAGCAGGUGGCACCGGAAUCGCUUGCAGGUAAAACAAAUGAACUCUCGGAAUCAAAGCAACCGGUCAAAGCAUUGCGCAAGAAACGACACAUAUCGCCACAGGCUGCUCGCCCACAGCAGCCUACUCCCAAUCAAGCAGCGUCGACGAAUGAUCAAGCGCCUGGAAAGACACCACCAUCUCCAUCGUCAUCAUCAUCAUCAUCAUCCUUAACGACGUCGGCUGGUAGUGCGCGCCAUGGCAACCAAAGCCCGGCUGCUAACCAAAGCAAGACUACCACAGCCAUCUCGGCAUCAGUCGUAGUAUCGCCAUCCUCGCCUACAGUGCCGUCCAGCAAGACAGAGACGAGUCACACCAACAACAGCAACACUCCCAAAGCUACGCGCACUACCGCUAGGGAGGAGAAGAAACCCGCUCCAACUACCCUAACACAACAACAGUCACCAGAACAGAAUCGUACACCUGUGAAACAAACACCACGACCAAACAGCGCACAGAAACAAGAUCAGCUUGAGGAUGAUGAGGGCGUUAAAGUUGCUUCUUCGCCUCCAGUGCCUCCACGUCGCAAGCGUGAAUCAAGAACAACAAAAUUAGGUAAAAACUAACAGCCACUCAUCACCAGCGAUCGGGAAGGGUCCCGGCAAUCCCAUCUAAUCAAUCCUCAUCCAACGUCCAACCCACCCGUUCUUCAUCAAAUGUACAAUCUGCACAGCUCUCACGGCAAAAAUGUCAUCGUAAGUGGUUCGAGUGGUUUUAGCCAGCUGCCCGAAGCGUUAAUCCGGAAUUCGAUAGACAAUUAGGCGAUUUCGAAAGUCCUGGAAACGGUCAACCAUUAUUCUUUUUCCCCGCAUCUCUGAGCACAUCUCGGAUCCCUGCAUAGUCCAUAUAGUCCAUCUAGUAGUGUUGGUCUACCAUGCCUCACUUAUCCAUGUGUGGAUGUCCUAAGCAGACGGUGGUGUAUGGGUCAUCCGGUAUCAUUCAGAUGACAUGUUCAACCCACUAGAGUCUAGCCUGGGGGAUUAUAAUUUGCAACACAAUAGUGAAGUCAUUGUGUAGAUCCCCAUUCGCCAUUUUGUUUUGGAAGUGUUUUUUUUUCAACUCCGAUCAUCCGGAUACAGAAGUUUGGGAAGCCCAAACUUGAGAAAUAAAUUUGAUUAGUUCGUACUGAGAACAAAUUAACGAUUGCUAACACGAAAGGACUGGUAUCAAAAUCGAUCCGAACCCGUCUUCCCUUAAGGACGAUAGGGUGAAUGGUUGAAAUCAAGUCAAAGAAACCAGAUAAGUGCCGAAGUAGAAGAGGAACAAAGAGUUAAGAAUAUCCAUUCCUAGACCAUCCAAAUCGCCCCCAAAUCAUGUAAUUGUUGAGCUUCAAAUGUGUUUAUAUUGCCUUGGCAACGCUUGUACUAUCUGCCCGUUGAGGAAUCGCCUACUGUGCCAAACAUCACAAUUCACUUGUGUUCUCACCAAUAACCAAUAAUUUCUAAAUUACUGUGUUCAGAGAUAGGGAUUUUGGUUUCUCCAGGGCCCAGCAAUUCUCCAGCUAGGGAAGAAUACCAACACCCCAGCCAAAACGGCAUCAGUACUGCCAAUGUCCUGCCACAUUGUUUUAACGUCCGUUAUUCAACUUCAAUUCGAUCACAUUCGAACUCUCCCUCCUCUCUCUCUCUCUCUCUCUCUGGUUAACAUCUCUUGAUGUGUGUAUGUGUUUUAAUUUUGUAAGUUUGUUUUAAUAAAAAAACAAUUUUAAAUUUCUUCGUAUAAAGUUCUUCUUCAUUCUUGUUUAACAAUUCGUUUAAUGUUUUUCUUUUAUGAUUCGAUCGUUUUCUUCACACUUGUUACUUGUUACAUUUUUUGUGUAUGUUCACAAAUAUUGUUUUUCUAUCUUUUUCGUUGCACCUGGCAUUAAUGUUAGAUGUUUUUGUUUUUCCUCUUUUUACAUACAUUUUUUUCUCUCUCUCUCUUUUACGCCUGCUGCUGCUGCUUAACGUUAGCUUUUUGUUUGAUUUGUUACCGUUUUUUUAUUUAAUUGCAAUCUAAGCUAUAAUCAAUUUUAUUCUUUCUCUCUCUCUCUCUCUCUCUCUCUCUCUUUUCUCCUUUUCGCCACUUUUGUCCCGACUAAACACAACCGUUACUUAAACUGCCAAAAACGUUGUAACCAAUACAUAAUAUUCUUUUUGUAAUUCCGCAUAUUGUUCUUUUUUUUGUUUUUCGCAUAUUGUUUAUUGGCUGGCUCAUAAUAACGAUUUAUAUGUAUAAAAACAAAACAGGGAAAACAAAAAAAUCGAAACUGGUGCAACUGUUGCUAUCUUGUAUUUCUUGCCCGAAGAAAAAACGAUGAUAGUUUUGCGACACACACAAGCGCGCCUUUCUUCUCGCCGUUUUGCAAUGUUAAUCGAAAUGGACCAAAAUAUCGAAAUAUAUAUCAAUGGAUGACAUUUUGACAAAACGAAACCAGAGAAAAUGAAAAACGAUUUAUAUUUCCCAGCCUUUCCGCCCUCCAUCAUCCCUGUGCUUAAAGAAAAAGCAACAAAAUAUCAGAAAACAAUGAUACAUAAGUUGGUAGGGUCAUCACAUCAUCUGCCGUUUCUGCAUCUGCCCUUCCACUACAACCCAGCCCCAUUAUUGCUCACAAGCUCAUAUAUCGAAGGUUUGACCGAGAGCAGCACAUCAUUACAAUUUUGUGUGUAUUUGUCCCAACGAUACGAUAACAGCCCCUUUCUUUCCUUUUUCCUAUUUCUAUUCCUACCACAGCACGACUCAUUCGUACGUUCUGCACUAUUUUGUGAGGAACACACAACAGGCUUGAAGCAAAAAGCAAAACUGAAACCAAUUCUCCGUUCGUAAAAUCCAACAAUUAUACUCUAAAAUUGGCUCCCAAGGAAAUAGAGAGGCCAAACACGCCUCUUGUGCCUUGUCGGAACUUAGCAAACGUUGCUCUCUAACACUGCGUCCAUUUUACUGUGUCGGUGUGUGUGUAGUCUGGACCGAUUUCGAUGCAUUUUUGUUGCCGCCAACUCGAAUUACUAGCGAAUUCGUCAUGCUGAACAAUAAACAUAAUACUGUUGUAUAUUACCA